Messenger RNA from Lagopus muta (rock ptarmigan), 4095 nucleotides. Its product is annotated as palmitoyltransferase ZDHHC13-like. Gene Ontology annotation, molecular function: palmitoyltransferase activity. The record is from RefSeq and is a predicted model, not a curated record. NCBI's taxonomy places the organism in Eukaryota, Metazoa, Chordata, Aves, Galliformes, Phasianidae. The coding region runs from base 716 to 1474 and encodes 252 amino acids. Gene Ontology annotation, biological process: protein palmitoylation. The transcript has 11 exons. Gene Ontology annotation, cellular component: Golgi membrane.
GGCGCCAUGUUGGGUUGGUCUCCGACUCCGCCGUGGCGCCAUGUUAGGUGGGUCUCCCACUCCACCGUGGCGCCGGAGAGACACUUAGUGCGGUGGUGACACUGAAUCGACGCAACCCGAGGAGGCCCUGAUGCCCGCCUAACGCUUGCUGUGGGAGCCCAGCUUGUGCAGCACCAGAGCUGAUCCAGGGCAAAGCGUUUAUUGGCUCAGCUACACGUAGACCCGUUUCGGCUCUUUGGUUUUGGGUUUUUUUCCUCUCUCCUUCCCCUCCCCAGGAGCCCUGAGUGCAGGACCUGGGGCCUUUUCUGCUGGCCGAGAGCAGCUUCACAGCAAAGAGGAGGCCUUUGUGGUUGGAAGACCUGUCUUUUGGCUAGACAGAAAUGCACCGUGGCCGCAGGACCUCCAGUCUCCCACAGACUUAAUCCCUGACAAGGACACCUACCCAUGGUCACCUUAUUGUUGAAGUGUGGAGCAGAUCCCAGCCUUACUGAUGGGGCAGGAUUCAGCAGCAUUCAUUUGGCAGUGCUGUUUCAACACAUACCCAUUGUAGCUUACCUCAUAUCAAAGGGCCAGACCAGAGCCCACAAGUUUUCUACUAAAGUUUAACCCCUCCCUCAAUGCUGUGGACAACGUCCAGAAGAACACUGCGCUGCACUGGGCAGUAACAUCAGGAAAUGUUAGUGCAGUGGAGCUACUGCUAGAAGCUGGUGCUAACAUGGACAUAAAAACUGUCAAGGGAGAGACAGCCCUUGACCUUGCAAUUCAAACUCAGAAUUGCUUCGUCAUUUAUAUGUUAAUGGAGGAAGGAAGAAUGAGAAGCAAAAGGAAUAACAGGUUACUGAGAAUAAUGGAGAAAUACGAGCUGUUCCUGCUGCUGGCGUCUUGCUUGACUGUGUUGUGGGCCAUAGGAUACGUAAUGAACUUAAGUUCUGAUUCUUGGCUUUUGAAAGGAUGCCUGCUUCUCUUUCUGCUGGUUGGGAUGGCUCUGUCUGUGAGGCAGUCUGUGGGAGUCAAGAAUCUGAGGUAUCUUCCCACAGCACUGAUGCUAAGUUCCGUCUUUUGGAUGUCUGUGACGUGGUUUUUCUGGUUCAUGCCUGAUGUGACCAAUGCCAUUGUUGAGAUCCCUGUCAUGUUCAGCCUAGUGGGUCGUCUUUAUUUUUUCUAUAAAGCCUGGAGGACUGAUCCUGGAUAUAUUAUGUCUUCAGAAAAAGACAAAAAAGAGAACAUUGCAGCUCUAGCAGAAGCAGGGUGCUUGGACUUCAGAACAUUCUGCACGUCAUGUCUUGUAAGGAAGCCUUUGAGAUCUGUGCACCGCGUUCCUUGUGAUUCAUGUGUAGCCAGAUGUGAUCAGCAUUCUCUGUGGAUUGCACAGUGCAUAGGAACUAACAUAUUAAAUUGUACGGAAGCUGGGAAGAGACCAGUUGAUGUUUGCUGCCAGCUUAAGAAUGAGAACACUUACUGGCUCUACCACUAAUGCUGAAGGAAAAGAAUGAUGUCUGAAGAGAGGAGAGAGAAGGAUCACUUUUUAUAAAAUGAAGUUAAAAGACUGGAAUUUAGCGAGAAAAUUUGGAGAGCCCAUUCUCAGCUGUGCUGAGAAGGAAGAGGGAAACAGAACUAAGGAACACAGAAUCACUUAAAAUUAAGCUUGCUGUAACCAAGCGAGCUUGUAUUUCUGCACAAGUUUCCAAGACCUGCUAGGUCAAUUGUAAAUGCUUGUGCUUACUCCACCAGCAUAUCUUCAUCCAGGAGGGAGUAAAAGAUUGUGAUUGCUUCCAAACAGAAAUAAACAUUAAUGCCUCUCCUGAGUCUCUUAAGAAUAUGCAUUUUUCAACAGUGCAGUGUUAGUAUGGAGGGAAGUUGACUCCUAUGUGUUGAAACACACUUCAUGUGUAAUACCCUUCUGGUGUGACACAGGCAUUAUGUGUUUAUGGAUCUAGGCAGUGAAGGUGCAAUCUCUGAUGCUGACCUCAGUAUGGUACUGGUAGACCAUCAGCCCCAGCAGCAUGGAUCCAGAAAGGCAUUCCCUUUGCAAAGAUUUUACAUUCUAAAAUCUUUAUUCCUAGUUGCUAAAAUGAAAUAAUGAAAUGAAAUGAAUAAAACGGAGAUGCUGCAGGGGCCUUUUCUCCCCUUGCUGCUGCUUUUCUUUUUGUUGUUGUUGUUGUUCCUGCACAGAAUCUGUGAUUCUGCACGCUGCUGGGUUCGAGGCACCUGGAACUGCUGCUGCCCAGCUAAGCUUGCCGUCCUUCACACAGUUUCCUCUCUGGCAAGAUUUUGAAGAUUAUGAAGAAUAUAAACGUGCAGUAAAAACUCGAAUUCACAGCUAGAGGCUGCACCUCCUCUGGGUAACAGAUUAGCUGGCUAGCCAUCAGCUGAGCAGAUCAUGAGACCAUAAAGCAAUGAAAGAAAACAGCUUGCUAGACUUUGGAACUACCUCCAUUGAACUUAGGCUUUUGCCUCUGAAAUUAACAUGCUUCUGUAGGUAAAUGGAUUUCCUUAACAGCCAAAAGGCUGGUCCUGAAGUAGAAAGAGCUGUCAAAAAUCAGUCUGGCUAAAAGUAGUACGGUGUCCAACCCCUCAGGGAAAGCUUCAAGUUUGUCACUAAAACAGAACAAGUCCACGAUGAGAGAUUUGUUAUUUUUUUUCUUUUUGCCUUACAGGCCUUUCUUCUUGUAAGUAGACAUGUUAGACACUUUGAGAGCUCUAUCUGGAAUGUUAGUGUGCAGUUCUACACACACAAAAAAACAACAUUUAAGAAAUUACUAUGAUAAACAUACAUUAUUCAGGAUUUUGCAUUACUUACCUUUCAUUUCCCGUUUUUCCUUCUUUGCUCAUCUUGUACUGUGUACAAGGUACCAUGUACUGGAGGAAAGGUACAAUAUAUAAGCUCCAUUUUGAAUUAGACCAUGAACUGCCUUAGUGACCUAGUCUGAAUGUAGUUUGGACUAAAGUCCCUAGAUCCCAUACUAGCCAGUGAAUCAUUCCACCCCUUUCCUCUCACUGAAUUUAGAUCUUCCUGGAUCUUUGGGGAUCUCUUCUUUAGAGCUACAAAAUGUGGCCUGAGCUGGGAGAAUCUUGAUAUAUAUUUGUACAGUGUCUCCUUGGAAGUGUUUAUGAAACCUCUUGUACUUAAAGAAAGUAUUUCUUGAGCAGGCUCUUGUUUUUAUUUCUCACAAUUGUUUCAUUUGAAUAUCUUGCUAGCUCCUCCGUAACUGUAGUAUUGCUGCCCUCCUCCUAAAAGCACUGGUUAAAGGGAAGCAAUGUCAUCUCCUUGUGCAGGGUUAUGUAUUAAUUAUAGAAGGAGCAAAUUGCUGUGUCUUCAAAUUGUUGGCAACUCUUUUGGUUUUUGUGACAAGCCUGCUGUUAAGCCUUAGAUAAGGUAAAAACUUCUGAAAUUUUUACUUUAGCUUCUAUUCUUUGUCACUGUAAUGUAGUAGGUCUCUACAUCAGCCUACACUUCUCAUUUAACCCAGAACUAUUUAAAGAAGUUUAAGGAAACAUUAUGAAGAUGACAGGACAGUGCUUUUAUUGUGUUAAAAGUGAAUACAUUGGUGCAAAACGAAGAUUGAAAAUUAAACCUUAAUUAAAUCAAGCCUUAAACAGGAAAACACAGGAAGUUGGUUAUUCAAUUCAAGCUUUUUGAUUCCCUUUUAGCUCUGUUAAAAUCUGUGAGUAUGGCUUUAUUGUUUGGAAUAUUUGCAUGUUGGAGUUUCAGUCUGUGGCUUUUUGUAUGGAUGCAUUCUUCAUGGUGUGUCUACUGCUGUGGUCUUGUAUUUCAGUUACGCAGCUCCUUCAAGCAAGCUUUUGGUAAAAAGAAAUCUCCCAAGUCAGCAUCUCCUCAUUCAGAUAUUGAGAAGAUACAGGUUCUUCAUUGCCUUCAUCGCCAAAGCUGCCACACUAUAAUUCUACUGUUUCUACACCAUUGCUGAGAGCUUCUCAUUCCAAUUCUCUGUAAGUGAUUUCUAUUUUUAUUUUUUAAAUGGAAAAAUGGGUGGAAAGCAUCUUAGUACGCAGUUAGAGGAAAAGAGCAAAAUCGUGCUUUUGAUAGGUCCAGCGUUUAUAUGCUAGUUCUGUGGGACAUCUCUAGGCUGCUUUCUA